Messenger RNA from Austrofundulus limnaeus, 2532 nucleotides. RefSeq names its product extracellular calcium-sensing receptor-like. The transcript is spliced from 9 exons. Gene Ontology annotation, biological process: G protein-coupled receptor signaling pathway. The coding region runs from base 1 to 2481 and encodes 826 amino acids. The record is from RefSeq and is a predicted model, not a curated record. Gene Ontology annotation, molecular function: G protein-coupled receptor activity. Lineage: Eukaryota; Metazoa; Chordata; Actinopteri; Cyprinodontiformes; Rivulidae. Gene Ontology annotation, cellular component: plasma membrane.
AUGACGCAGACUAAAGCUCAUUUCCCUGUGUUCUCAAAGGAUGGGAACUUUGUUAUUGCAGGUGUUUUCUCUAUUCACUCCAAACUGAACACAGUCAUUUAUAACUACACUUUUAAGCCUGAACCUCUAAGAUGCACAGGAAGUCCAGUAGGUCGGGAGUUACGUUUCUCUCGAGCAUUGAUAUUUGCUAUCGAGGAAAUAAACAACAACACAGUACUUUUGCCGGGUAUCAAACUUGGAUAUCAGAUCUAUGACUCAUGCUCAUCAGUGCCCAUGGCUGUGCAUGUGGCAUUUCAACUAACUAAUGGCUGGGACCCUUUCUUUUACAAAGGCAGCAGUUGUUCUCAUUCUACUGAGGUGUUGGCUGCUAUUGGUGACUCAGAAACCACUCCRUCCAUCAGUAUGCUGCGCAUCAUUGGGUUAUUUAACAUCCCUCUGGUGAGCCACUUUGCCACCUGUGCCUGCCUGUCAGAUAAGCAGCAGUUUCCAACAUUUUUCAGAACAAUUCCCAGUGAUCAGUUCCAAGCUGAUGCUCUGGCCAAGCUGGUGAAACACUUUGGUUGGACUUGGAUUGGUGCUGUUCGCUCAGACUCAGAUUAUGGAAAUAAUGGCAUGGCGUCUUUCCUUGAUGUAGCACAAAAAGAGGGCAUUUGUGUAGAGUACUCUGAAUCUAUCCAUCGGACUGACCCACGAAACAAGAUUCAAAGAGUAGCUGAUGUUAUCCGCAGAUCAACAGCAGUGGUUGUUGUGGCUUUUUUGUCCUUUGGAGAAAUGAAGGUUCUGUUAGAGGAGCUGGCCCGGGAGCCUCCACCACCCCGUCAGUGGAUAGGAAGUGAGUCCUGGGUAACUGACCCAAACCUAAUGGGCUUUAGUUCCUGUGCAGGAGCCAUUGGAGUGGGUAUUCAACAGUCUGUCAUACCAGGACUGAGAGACUUCCUGCUGGAUCUCUCCCCAACUCAAGUAGCUGCCUCUACUUUGCUAACUGAUUUUUGGGAGGAUGCAUUCAAAUGCAGCCUAAGAAAAAGUGCUGAUCCUGAUAAAAAGAUGUGUGAUGGAACUGAAGAUAUAAAAACACUUAAAAACCCGUACACUGACACAUCGCAGUUAAGGGUUACUAACAUGGUGUACAAGGCUGUUUAUGCAAUAGCYCAUGCCAUUCACAGUUUAAUGUGUCUUGAAAUAAGUGAAACCUCACAGUGUAAUAGACAUACCAACCUGGAGUCUAAGCAGGUUUUUACUGAACUCAAAAAAGUAAAUUUUUCCCAAAAUGGUUAUCCUGUACUAUUUGAUGCUAAUGGGGAUCCUGUGGCUUUUUAUGAGCUGGUCAACUGGCAGAAGAGUGAAAGUGGAGUUAUUGAGCUKRUAACAGUAGGAUAYUAUGAUGCAUCACUGCCAAAAGGCCAGGAGUUGCAUAUAAUCAGGAACAUAACUUGGGUGGAAAGUGGCACUCAGGCUCCAGUGUCAGUGUGCUCUGAGAGUUGUCCUCCAGGAACUCRUAAAGUGUUGCAGAAAGGAAAACCCAUCUGCUGCUAUGAUUGUAUACCAUGUCCUGAAGGAGAGAUCAGUAAUGCAACAGAUUCUCCAGAUUGCUUCCCAUGUUCCAGUGAAUUCUGGCCUAAUGCAAAAAGAAAUUCUUGUUUCCCCAAACCUGUUGAGUUUCUGUCCUUUGAUGAAAUUCUGGCAAUCAUCCUGGCUUCAUUCUCUGUUUUUGGAGCCUGUCUGUCCAUCAUAACAGCAGUUAUUUUCUUUUAUCACAGAUCAACUCCAAUUGUUAAAGCCAACAACUCUGAGCUGAGCUUCYUGCUGCUCUUCUCUCUGACUCUGUGUUUCUUAUGUUCAUUAACUUUCAUUGGAGCUCCCUCUGARUGGUCCUGCAUGCUGAGACACACAGCGUUUGGCAUAAUUUUUGUUCUCUGUAUCUCAUGUGUUCUUGGCAAAACUMUAGUGGUUUUAAUGGCCUUUAAAGCUACACUUCCAGGUAGUAAUGUCAUGAAAUGGUUUGGACCUCCACAACAAAGAAUGACUGUUGUAUCUCUUACUUUUAUUCAAAUUUUAAUUUGUAUUGUAUGGCUGGUUGUCAGCCCUCCCUUUCCAAUGAAAAACCUGAGYACAUACAAGGAGAAGAUCAUCCUGGAAUGUGCAUUAGGCUCUGCUGUUGGCUUCUGGGCUGUGCUCGGCUACAUUGGCCUGCUGGCUGUUUUUUGCUUUGUGUUAGCUGUUCUAGCUCGGAAACUACCUGAUAAUUUUAAUGAAGCCAAGCUGAUAACCUUCAGCAUGCUGAUAUUCUGUGCAGUGUGGAUCACCUUCAUCCCAGCAUAUGUCAGCUCUCCUGGAAAAUUUACUGUGGCUGUGGAGAUAUUUGCCAUCCUGGCCUCCAGUUUUGGACUGAUACUGUGUAUAUUUGCUCCAAAGUGUUUCAUCAUACUAUUUCAGCCAGAGAAGAACUCCAAGAAAUAUUUAAUGAACAAAAAUCAAAUGUAAAAUGCUCAAGGUAUCCAGUGAAGAUGACAAGAUGAACAUGACAAUGACGGC